This is a messenger RNA of Carassius auratus (goldfish), 669 nucleotides long. RefSeq names its product histone H2B. Gene Ontology annotation, cellular component: nucleosome. Gene Ontology annotation, molecular function: protein heterodimerization activity; structural constituent of chromatin; DNA binding. The coding region runs from base 22 to 396 and encodes 124 amino acids. The record is from RefSeq and is a predicted model, not a curated record. NCBI's taxonomy places the organism in Eukaryota, Metazoa, Chordata, Actinopteri, Cypriniformes, Cyprinidae. The transcript has a single exon.
CAUUUAUCGAUCAGCAUCAUCAUGCCUGAACCAGCGAAGUCUGCUCCCAAGAAGGGCUCCAAGAAGGCCGUCACCAAGACCGCCGCUAAAGGAGGCAAGAAGCGCAGAAAGUCCAGGAAGGAGAGCUACGCUAUCUACGUGUACAAAGUGCUGAAGCAGGUUCAUCCUGACACCGGCAUCUCUUCGAAGGCGAUGGGGAUCAUGAACUCUUUCGUCAACGACAUCUUCGAGCGCAUCGCCGGUGAGUCGUCUCGUCUCGCUCACUACAACAAGCGCUCCACCAUCACCUCGAGAGAGAUCCAGACCGCCGUGCGUCUGCUGCUGCCCGGAGAGCUGGCCAAACACGCCGUGUCUGAGGGCACCAAGGCCGUCACCAAGUACACCAGCUCCAAGUAGAGCUCCGCUCCGCUCCGAGACACAAAGGCUCUUUUAAGAGCCACCCAUCUCAUCACUUAAAGAGACUGCAGUAUUUUAAUUAUGUAGUUAUAGUGAUUUUAUUACAGUUUUGAAAACGAUAGUAACGAGGCUAGAAGUUUUUUUUUUUUCCCUUCGUAUAAUCACAAUAGUGUUGAAUGCAUUAUAUGUAAACGUCUACUGAUGGCAUCGUGUAUUCCUAUAGAAUGGCAAUUUCCGAUUAAAAAAAAAAAUUAAAGCAUGUUGCCUCUUGUA